AUGGACAUUUUCUCCAAAGCUCCAUUUGUCUGCAAGGGCAGUGUGGUUUCUUCCCAGCCAGAGGAGGCAGAUGUGUUCUUGAGAGCGCCUUUUACCAAGAAGAAAAGCAUAGAGGAACUAACAGUUGCCCAGAGCACCUCCCAGGAAUUGCCUACACAGGCUAGUCUCCUCAGUCAGACGGGUGAUGUCCUGACAGGAGUUAGCCCUCUGCUCUCGGGCCUUGAUAGAGCCGUGUAUCCCUCUGUCCGAGCUCAGUAUUCCAUGGCUGGUUUUGUCCAACAAUCUAACCUCCCCUCCUACUCUGUACAAGCAGCAGACCAUCUUGACAGCAUCUCUUCCCGAGGAUCCUCCCUGGAACUUGGAGGCCAUCCUCAUGAUAGAAACAAAGGACCUCAGCCUCAGAAAGAAGCAGUCUCAAGCCCUGUGUCUGGCAAACCAUUCCUCCCCCCAUCUUUAUCCAAAUAUUCCCGUCACUAUAGCCCAGAAGAUGAGCCAAGUCCAGAAGCCCAGCCCAUUGCUGCCUACAAAAUUGUCUCUCAAACCAACAAGCAGUCAAUAGCUGGCUCUGUCUCCAUCACGUCCCUCUCCUCCAGGACUACAGAAUUGCCGGCUGCUGAUCCUUUUGCUUUAGCUCCCUUUCCUUCAAAAUCAGGCAAGCAGAAACCUUAG
Molecule: messenger RNA, 669 nt
Organism: Orycteropus afer afer
Lineage: Eukaryota; Metazoa; Chordata; Mammalia; Tubulidentata; Orycteropodidae
Source: RefSeq, a predicted model, not a curated record